AGAUUUUUUGUUUAAUAUAAACAUUUUAAAGUAUCUAAUUUGAUUUAAGGAAGGCAAAUCUUAUACGAUAUUUAAAAAGCAAUUCUGUUUUUUUUAGCUUCCCAAACCUUUUAAUAUCCACAAUGGGAAAAGAUCAAAAAGCUUAAGUCCCUUUCUCUUUUAUUUAAGUUUAAAUAUUAUUAUUUAUGAAGUGUUUUUAAUGAUUUAUUUGUUUGUUUUGAAAGGUAGUUUUCCUGGUCUUGAGAGUUUUAAAAACAGUUUUUAAUUUAGAUAUAUUUCCAUUAGAUAUAUUUUAAAAUAUUUUAAUUAACUUGGACAUUAUGAGAAAUCCUAUUGUAUUAUAAAAUAUUUCAUUGGAAACUUUAGUAUCUUUAAUUAUGAAUCUACUUUUUUUAAUUUUUGUCUUAAUUUCAAGUAAAGCUUUUUGUAUUUAACUGACUAAUUUGACAUUCUAAAUAACUGUUUUUUGUUUAGACAUGGUAAGAAAUACUUUUGUGUUGAAAAAUAUUUCUUGGAUGCUUUAAUUUCUUCAACACUACAUCUACGUUCUAAAUUUGUCUUUUCUUUACAUUUUCUUGAGUUGCAAAAGCUGUUUUCUUCUCUGUGUAGCUAUUGUUCCAUUUGUGAGACCUGCCAACCACUUCGUAGCCCCCCGGAAUCCACCCCACCUGCACCCCCCGUAAAAGUUGCGUCACAACAAUGUGAACAGGUGGCUGCGACAAUUUGUGUGUGCUGGACUGGCUGGUUGGUGUAUUUAUUUUUAGUAGCCUGGUUCCGAUGAUCCCACUCCACUCCACUCCGUCAUCGAAAGCCAGCGGCACUUCCAACCAUUUUAUGGCCACCCACUUGGCCAGCGUCCUUCAACCGCGCUGGGGGGUCACCACUGGUGACCCCACACACAGCCCCCGUUCUCCAUUUCACAUUUCGCAUUUCCCUUCUCCAUUUGGAACACUCCACUGUGAGCGCUCGUGUUUGACAUUGUCGCCGUUAGCUAAUCUUUUUAGCGUAUGUUGGCAUUUUCCAUGUUUGCGCUUGCCUUCUUGUCGAUGUCGUUGCUUGUUGCUCUUGAAUGAAGGGAAAAGCAUGGGAAAGUGCUGGGGAAAAUCGGGUGGAAAAGCUGAAGAAGAAGCAAAUGCAAACAAGCGGCAUUGACUGCCGUUGGCAGGGGGUGGCUUGGGUGGUAGGGAGGCUUGGUUUGGCUUAGGAGGUCGUCAUAUCGAUUGAGGAACUCGGAACGUAACAGGUCAGCCGCAGUGGAGAAGGGACACAAUGCGUCAGCCCCAGCUUCAGUCCCAUAAAAUGCCAAAAUGUGCAUUUAUGGUUACUGCUUUCUCUGCCUUUAUGAUUCCUUUUGGUAGUCCUUUGUGGAAUAUGACUUGCAAUCGGCACACGCACCCUAAGAACAUACAUAUUUACAUUAGAACGAGCUUGCAAGAGGGCACACAAAAAAUACUCAGUUUUAAUGAAGACAGUCUGAAGGAGCUAAAGGUUUCAGGUUUCAACCUUUGAGGUCUACAGGUGGGAACUUAACAAACAGAAAGAGGGCAGAGGAAUAUAAAGUAAGAUACAGGCACCAAUUAAAAUCAGGGGUGUUUAGCAAGUACCUAUGUAUUUUAUUUACCGGACUAAAAAUAACACAUUCUAUUUCUUAUGUACGCAUAGUUUUAAGUACUUUAGUUAUUAUUGUUCUUUAAUUUUACAUAAGUCUUCUAACCAAGUUUUAUAAAUGUAUGUCUUGUUUACUGUAUGCAUGGUUUUUAUACUUUUAAUAAUAAAUAUGAUGCUUACGCUAAUGACUUUUAAUUGAAUACAUUUUAUUAUUUUAUUACUUUAUUUCUUGUGCUUUAUUGUUUAAUAUUGUUUCCUUAAGUUGAUUAAGACCAAACAUAAAAUGUAUUAAUCCUGCUUUUGUAAACCAAAAAUUGGUUUCAAAUUCUUUUGGCUCAAUAAAUAUAUGUACUUAGUUUUAUAUUUUUUGUUUUCUUAUUUUUGCAUAAUCCACAAAGGUUACUUUGGUGUUUUUAGGUACUUUUUACCUUUUUCAAUCGAGUCCUAACCAAUUUAUUGGUAUUAAAAUCAAUCAACCCUAUUUAAUCAAAUUGAUUUUAAGCUGAUUCCUUUCCGUCGUUUCCAAAUGUCGAAGCUCACAGUUUAUUAGGAAAAUCUGUAACUGGUCAGCCUGUAAAAUCAACAAGUCGUUUUGACAAUUAUUUAAUUUGAUUAGAGACAAUUUAUUUUUUAUUUUGAUCUGCUUGUGAUGUUAAAGAUUAACUUCCAUGCCCCUGGAUUGCAAAUCUUUGGUAAUUCUAAGCUGAUUCCAUUCCACCGUUUCGAAAUGUCGAAGCUCACAGUUGAUGAGGCAGCCCUGGUCGGCAUGCUGAUCCCUGGUCAAUAAUGACAAUCCUGUAAAUGGUCAGUCUGAUAAAUCAACAAGUGUCUUUGACAUUUAUGACGUUUGGAGGUUAAGUUUAUUUUUGAUUUCCUGAGCUUGUGUCGUGAAAGAUGAACUUUACGGAUAAUGAUGAAUCGAUGCCCCUCGACUUAUCGCUGCGCCGUCCAGUGGGAAGAGCUCCGGCGGAGGAUGGCAAGGUGAUUUUCUACGCCCCGCCCGCCAGCGCCAGUGGAUCGCCCCGCCAGCCGGAGCCGGUGACCUUGAAGCGGGAGCGGGACAGGGAGCGUGAGAGGGAGAGGGAGAGAGAGCAGGAUAGGGAGCGGGACAGAGUGAGGACAGAGCAACAAGUGGCCGCCUCGAUUUACCGCGGUCGCAGUGUCGAGGAAACGGAAGCGGCCCACGAUUUGCUCUCCCUCUCGCAGAGCCUGCCGCCCCUGAUCCCGCCCUGCGUGGUGACCAUCAUGAAGCAGGAACAGGAGCAGCAGCUCCGCUCCCCGGAAAUCCACGAGAUAUCGAACAGCGCUUCCAGCCGAUCGCCCCAGUCGACCAUCCGGUUCAUAGGCAGCAGCUCCUACGACCUGAUGAACGGCUCCUCGGAGGCGGCCAACAACUGCUCGCCCCUGACGCCGCCGAACUCGGACCACAGCUCCGACGUGGACAUAGACAUGUCUUCCUCCUCCGAAUCGGGCCUGCAGCAGUGGGGCAAGCCGCAGAAUCAGCAACGGGCCUCGGCCCUCAAGAUGUGCCUCAACAUGCUGGAUGGCCGGACCAAGGCGAGCCGGGCGGCCAAUGUGGGCAAGCAGGAGAGGGACAAACAGGAGGACAAACUGGUGCAGCAGCCGCGGCCCAAGAGUGCCCAGAGCAAUGCCUCCUCCUCGGGCGGUAAUACGGUGGCAUCGGAACCCCCUGAGGCACCAACAGCCACUGGCUCCUCGGGCAGUGGGGAGAACUAUGCCAAGCGGAAGAGGGGCUGCUACAAGUGCUGCGAGUGUGGCAAGCAGUAUGCCACCUCCUCGAAUCUCUCACGCCACAAGCAGACGCACCGCUCCCUGGACUCGCAGUCGGCCAAGAAGUGCAAUACCUGUGGCAAGGCCUAUGUGUCCAUGCCCGCCCUGGCCAUGCACUUGCUCACGCACAAGCUUUCGCACAGCUGCGACAUUUGCGGUAAACUCUUCUCGCGGCCUUGGCUGCUCCAAGGUCACCUGCGAUCCCACACCGGCGAGAAGCCCUAUGCCUGUGUGCAUUGCGGCAAAGCCUUCGCCGAUCGCUCCAAUCUGCGGGCUCACAUGCAAACCCAUUCGGGGGACAAGAACUUCAAGUGCCAUCGCUGCAACAAGACCUUUGCCCUCAAAUCGUACCUCAACAAGCAUCUGGAAUCGGCCUGUCUGCGGGACACAGGGGCCAUUGAUCAGGGCAAGGGCUUGGGCGAGGAUGAGGAUGAUCUGGAGGGCGACGAUCUACUGGACAGCGAUGAGAACAGCCAAGACAUUGUGGUGGCCUAGGAACUCGGACAAGCAACCAUCUCCUGCCCGCAACUAUGAUACUUUACACCAGAACCCUAUAAGCAAUACUCGAGCACCCUUAUCAAAUUAAUACUAAAAACAAAAAAAAAAAACUAAAUAAGAAUUAAAAACAAACAAAAUCUAGUCUAGAAUUCGGCUUAUACUAGCGGAGUAGUACGUUAAACAGAAGGCAAGAUGAUGAUGAUGAAAACUGGAUCUCAACUCAAUAGAAUCUUCUUCAAGCAGUUAUAUACACACACUUAUAUAUCUACUCACUUAUAAUCUCUCUGAACUUUCCCCAAAAAAUCUCUCCAAGUUGCAACUUUUACGGAACGUAGAUUGUGGGAGGCAAAAGAAACAAAGCAAAAAACAAAAGGUUUGAGAAGGAAAUCCAAAACGUAACUUAUAGUAAAAAUCUGACACAACGAAUAUUAUGGAACAUAAGUAGAAAUUCUAUAUAUACACAGAUCAAAUAAGCAUUAUAUACAGAAGAAGGAUGAGGAGGAGGAGCGAAAAAGAAGAAAUAUGAAGGGAAUGGCAAAUUAUAUGUAUACAUAUGAACUAAAUGAUUAAUACCUAGCGAGCAGAACCAAUUUGCAUGUUUUUUGGUAAAUAUCUACUUUUAGGCAUCGUUUUAGGGCUCUAGAGUUUAUAUACACCCCCAGCAACACACUCACCACUAACCCCCACUCACCUAGAUAUUUAGUCCGAGUCGGAGCUCAGUUCAAGUCUUAGCAAACUAAUCAAUUAGUGAACUUAUAGCACUUCCCGCAACUCCCUAUAUAUCUCACUUUCUCUCGCUCUUAGACUCUUUUUAACCAAUAACUCAAUGAUCAAGUUUAGCAAUCGGAAACCGGAUAUACAUAUAUAGUGACGAUCGAUGAGGGCUGAACCAUUUUAACCGCUGCGGCAACUUUACACUCUAACCAAGUUUAAGAUGAGAUUACUUCCAUAUUAUGCUCUAACUCGAUAAACAGAAAACUACUUCAAUUACUUAGAAAUGAUUAAAAUUAAUGAGAAAACAAUUUAGAAACAUAUCACAAGGACAAUACUUAACAUAAAUAAAUACAUUCAAAGUAUGGAAGGAAAGUGUGUGGAUGAUGGAAGAAGCGACCCAAUUAAGACCCCAAUUCUCAUACACAAGCAACAAAGUACUUACGAAAUAGUUAUUUUAUUACUAGCAUUAGAACCCCAUGAUGAUUCGUGUACAUACAUAUACAUAAUUGCAAGUUUAAAAACAAUUUUAUACAAGAAACUACCCCCGUACCCGCGACCCCUCGAGCUUUGGCCCAGCCAAAGGUUUCCAAAAACAAAAAGGAUAUACUCCAAGAAAGGAUAUGCUCGCAUGUAGAUGCGAGUAUCCUUGAAGUUCUGGGAAGUCGAAAUAAGUUGACGAAACGAUGAUGAUAGACGUAGAAGACGCACUUGUAAAACAAAUGAUAACUAAAAGCAAUUCCAAAGUUAAGUGACAUAGUUUUUAACGAACAAAAAAAAACCAAAAAAUACAAAAACUUGUAAUUCUAUUUAAAACCAAAAAUCGAGAACUAUUGAUAUAUACACAAAACAUGUAUUUAUUUUACGCGUAGUUUUUAUUCCGAAACCAUAACCAAAAAUGGCAAACAAAAAACCGAAAGAGUAAACUUGAAAACAAUUUAAUUAAAUUGUCAAUUACAAUUAUUUCAUAAUUUAGAAAUUGAAAUGAACGAGGCGAACGGCGAUAGAGGUUAUUUUUUAAAGCAUAUAUAUACACAUGAAUAUAUUACAAAAUAAAUAAAUAUAUUUAAAAGAGGCAGUUUUAUAUCGAAAUUAAUAAUAGUAAAUGCAAAGUAACAACAAAAUAUUGAAAACCAUUCGAACUUAAUUAUACAACGAGCAAGAAACCAUUAAUUAUAAACCCCGCCCCCUCCACACACACACUCACACAUACGCCCACAAUUUUAUAGCAACAAUGCAGAUUAUUACAUCGUACUCUACAUACGUGCGCGCCAUGUAGAUAACCAAGUAGCGCCGCAUGUCGCAAGUAAAAAAGCAGAAAAUUCUGAAAAAGCUGAAAAAAAGCAGAAUAUCGGGGCAGAUUUAGAAUUUAGACCAGAGAGUGCUAUGCGCAUUGUUUAUAGGGCCAUAGUUCGAAAUCGUGUUUAUGCAUGGCUUUAUUGAUGAUUAUUGAUAGCGUUUUAAAUAGCAUUAAAUGCCUAUAUACACAUAAGCAAACUAAAAAAAAAAAAAAACAAACAAAAAACCGAAGAAAAUCUGAAAAAAAACGUAUAUAAGAAAUUCCAUUGAACAGUAGUGGUAACAAUUAUGUGAUUUGCAAUUUUACAUUCAAAAUAUAUAUGAAAUAAUUACGAAUAUAAAUAGAUUAUAUAUUGAGGCGAGCGUUUAAUUGAUUUAUUUAUGAGUAAGAUUUAUUUAUACACAUUAUACACCACAAAAAAAAAUCGAGAAACAAACAAAAUGACAAAAAAGUAAAAAUAAGCAGAACGUGGAUGGAUUAAGUAGAGGCGAAGCAAAAAAUAUUUUUACACAGAAACCUUGUUUUAUACACGCGGCAAAUUGAAUCCCAAAAUCGUAAAACCCCAAGCCACACCUGCAAAAAUUAAUUAGAGCCCCACUGAAACACUUUUAAAACAGACGUGCAGCUGUGCUCCCGAUUUCACUUUUUUAUUUAAUUUUUAAAAUAUUGAAAAAAUAAAUAUUGAAAAAAAAAAAAUAAAUAAAUGCUUCCUUCUUUGAUUCACGACGUACUUUUAUCAGACUUGAACUUUAAUAAGAAAGGGAAAUCGAGAACUCGAGCUGUUAAACACCGACACCAAUAAUUUCAAGUUCAAUGACACCAAUUCAAUCUUUAUUAUUAUACAAUAAAUGAAAGGGCGGCAGAAAUCGAACAUGGUGAGAUAUUUUAUAAAAUGAACGAUUAAUAACGUAAAGAUAUUAAUUUAUAUAUUCAUAUAUUAGAGAUGCAAAAAGACUUGAACAGUUAUAUACAUUUAAAAUUGCAAUAUAUUGUAUACUUCAUCAAAAAAAUUAUAUACAUACAUACCGGCAUAUAUAUGCAACCACGUAUAUAAGUAAACAUAUUUAACUUAUUUAUAUAAAUGCUUACAGCGAACCGUAAACAUAUACAUCAUAAACCGAAUCUCAAUUUUUCCAAUGCAAGACGAAUAGGAAUCCCUCAAGUACAUAACUCAAGAUCAAUUCAAGUAUAUACUCAAUGACCAGGAAUAUAUAGCUAAAAAGAUAUAUAAUUAAUACUACUAAGUAUGCAAUACAAUGCCACGCCCACUUCCUGGAUGGCAGGCAGCGAUUUUAAGGCGCUGCCCGUAGGUGAUUUCACAGAUUUUUCCUUUUGAUACUUAGCAUUUGUUCUUGUUCUACUUUUAGUUAGAGAAUGUUCAACUAGUUUCAGCUUUCGUAGGAGUUAAAUAAUCGACUUUAAAGAAUGUGACACACACACAAAACAGCAACAACAGCAAAAACAAGAACACCUAGAUGAACAGCAGCUAUACUAAUCUAAUAACCCCGUAACCCCCGCACACACACGCUCUAUUAGACACUAACCGACAUUCUACAGACAUACCCACAUGCAUAACCGUGCGAUUUUAUGGCAAAUAUGUAGAGCAUAUAACCUAUUAUAUCCCAAAGAAAGCUAAUCCAUUCUUAAAUUAAUAUACACGCGAGUAACCGGAGAAAGCGAAGCGAAUAGAAUCGAAUCGAGAGGAAUCACAGAAGAAUUCAUUAUGGAAAUACGUGACAACAAACAAAAAAUGAAACAAACAAAGUAAAACCAAACCAUAACAAGAUCCAAAAAAAAAACGCAUGCCACGAUUGAGACGAAGGAAUAUAAAUUAGAAUCAUAGUUAUUAAAGCUACACCCACACACUAGUGCAGCCAUGUAACUAUUUUUAGAGCCUCGGAAAUAAACAUACAUAAAAUACAUAAAAAUAU
Messenger RNA from Drosophila elegans, 7839 nucleotides. RefSeq names its product zinc finger and SCAN domain-containing protein 21. Gene Ontology annotation, biological process: regulation of DNA-templated transcription. Lineage: Eukaryota; Metazoa; Arthropoda; Insecta; Diptera; Drosophilidae. The record is from RefSeq and is a predicted model, not a curated record. The transcript is spliced from 2 exons. Bases 2503 to 3894 code for a protein of 463 amino acids. Gene Ontology annotation, molecular function: RNA polymerase II cis-regulatory region sequence-specific DNA binding; DNA-binding transcription factor activity, RNA polymerase II-specific.